UUUUCGUGACAUUUCUUUCUAAAUCAGAAUCACACACACACACACACACACACAGUAGAGGACGAAACCCUAAAGAAAUCGGCGGAAAAUGGACGGUUACGAGAAGCUUGAGAAAGUCGGAGAAGGGACUUACGGGAAAGUUUACCGGGCAAAAGAGAAGGCCACCGGCAACAUCGUUGCCCUGAAAAAGACCCGGCUUCACGAGGAUGAAGAAGGGGUUCCGCCCACCACACUUCGCGAAGUUUCCAUCCUCCGGAUGCUCUCCAGAGGUCCCCAUGUCGUCAGGCUGUUGGAUGUGAAACAAGGCCUGAGUAAGGAAGGAAAAACUGUUCUGUACUUGGUGUUUGAGUACAUGAACACUGACCUCAAGAAAUUUAUCCGAAGUUACCGUCAGAUGGGAGAUAUUCCUCCACAAACAGUCAAGAGCUUGAUGUAUCAACUCUGUAAGGGAGUUGCUUUCUGCCAUGGGCACGGCGUUUUGCAUAGGGAUUUGAAGCCUCACAAUCUCUUGAUGGAUCGCAAGACAAAUACGCUUAAAAUUGCAGAUCUCGGUCUUGCCAGAAGUUAUACUGUGCCUAUCAAGAAGUAUACUCAUGAGAUAUUAACUCUCUGGUACAGAGCUCCAGAAGUGCUCUUGGGUUCUACUCACUAUUCCACAGCUGUGGACAUGUGGUCUGUGGCUUGCAUAUUUGCUGAACUCGUCACGAAGCAAGCCCUUUUCAUGGGUGAUUCCGAGCUUCAACAACUGCUGCACAUCUUCAGGUUUUGGCUUCAAUCAUUACUGUCACUUCAGUUUUCAUCCAUUGCUAUUGAGUUGGAAAGAUUGUUAGUUAUAAUCAUUCUUGGUGAUUUAGGUUAUUGGGAACUCCCAAUGAAGAUGUGUGGCCUGGAUUGAGCAAAUUACCAAACUGGCAUGAGUUUCCUCAAUGGAGCCCUCAGCCACUCAAAUCAGCUGUCCCUAAUCUGGAUGACAAAGGGCUGCACCUUUUAGCUGUAAGUUUUGAGACAUUUUCAUUUCUCUUCAUUAGUCCCUCGCAGGAACAUCAAACACCUAAAUCUAGUAUUCAAUAAUAAAUUGGGUGAACUUGGUUUCAUCUUGGGCAGGAGAUGUUACACUAUGAACCAUCCAAAAGGAUCUCAGCAAAGAAGGCAAUGGAACAUCCAUAUUUCGAUGAUCUUGACAAGUCUCUCCUCUGAACAACUCUUGCUAGUUUGCUGAGAAAUCUCCAAAACCUGUGGAUUUAGUUGCUCUUUAGGAUGUUUCAGCUGCUUGUCUCGAGCAUAUAUGGAUGUUGAUGAUAUUUGCUAAUUUUUCCAACUUUGAAAUGCUAACUAUGGUAGUACUACUAUUAUAUGUACUAGAAGCUGCAUCUCAUGUUUACCUCUUGGUGUUUCCUACUUAAUUUCACUACUGCUGUGUGCUUUCAUGGGUGUUUUUCUCACCAGAAAUUCUUGAAGCUAUUUGUAUCUUAUGCAAUACUGCUUCUGGCUCUGUCCAGAGAAAAUAGUUAUCAGACAGGGGAGUUAUAUGUUGUAUCGAAAUGCCUUGAUUCCCCUUCCCAGCAAAAAGAAGGCACAUUAAUGAAGUUGCCUAAAAUCACACACACGGAAUGCCUUACUGAUGGGCAAUCCGCGUUGUAAAUGAAUUGAAAAUUUAACGUGAAGUGAAAUGAAACUGGCAAAAUGUCCCCUUUCAGUUGUCCGGCCCAAUGAUAGAAACUUGGUUUAGAGGUAUGUGGACCAAGCUAAUCCAUUGCGCAUACAUCUAUUGAUAGCAUGUGUUACUGAACCUUAGCAUCCUAAAAUGUUCAUUUGAGGCUUUAAUUUCUGAGUUGAAAAUAGACAGCGUUGAAUACUUGAAAACAUUAUGUUCGAAAA
Messenger RNA from Oldenlandia corymbosa var. corymbosa, 1878 nucleotides. NCBI's taxonomy places the organism in Eukaryota, Viridiplantae, Streptophyta, Magnoliopsida, Gentianales, Rubiaceae. The record is from the annotation of a GenBank genome assembly.